ACCCGGCGGCUGCUGCCGAGGAUGCGAAGUUUGUGCUGGUUGCUGCUCCCCUUGGUUGUGGGAAUACAUCCAGAAUGCAAGAUAUUCCAGCAGGUGGUCAAAGAGGAAGCUCUCUGUUUAGAAAAGAAUGAAUCUGUUUCAUUUGAUCUUAAAGGAUGCUCCAGAGAUUGGGAUGGUUUAACCUGCUGGCCCAGAGCUACUUUUGGGGAAGUGGUUAAAGUUCCCUGUCCAAGAUUUUUUGAAGAAAUCACUAAUAUCCAAGGCUUUCUUCAGAGAAACUGUACACAGGAUGCAUAUUGGUCAGAACCAUUCCCACCAUACACUGUUGCCUGUGGAUUUGAUGAAGGUUCCAGUAAAGGGCCUGAGGAUCAGAAAUCAUAUUAUUCUGCAUUUUGGCGUGUCUACACUGCUGGCUAUGCAGCAUCAGUGACUUCACUCAUUACAGCUCUAAUUGUCUUUGCUGCUUUCAGAAAAUUCCACUGUACACGGAAUUACAUCCAUAUGCACCUGUUUGUCUCCUUUAUCCUGAGAGCAAUUGCUGUUUUCACCAAAGAUGCUGUUUUGUUUGCAGAUGAAACCAUGGACCACUGCCUAAUGUCAACGGUUUCUUGUAAGGCUGCUGUGGCAUUCUUCCAGUUCAGUAUUUUAGCCAAUUUCUUCUGGCUUCUUAUAGAAGGGAUAUACCUCCAAACACUGCUUUUGCUGACUUUUGUUUCGGACAAGCAGUAUGUAUGGUGGUUCAUAUUUACUGGCUGGGGAGCUCCUGCUGCUGUGAUGUUUGCUUGGGUUCUCACAAGAAUCCAUCAACAAAAUACUGGAUGUUGGGAUGAUGAUGAAAAUGGAGUGGUGUUAUGGAUCAUCAAAGGCCCCAUUCUGUUAACUGUAUUAAUUAACUUUGUUAUAUUUAUUAAUGUGAUCAGAAUUCUAGUCCAUAAAUUGAAAUCUCAAGAGGGAAGAGGGAGCCAUUCAAGCCACUUUGUGAGACUUGCUAAAUCCACAUUACUCUUAAUCCCCCUCUUUGGAGUGCACUACAUUGUAUUUGCAUUUUUCCCAGAAAGUACUGGUCUGGAAGCUCGCCUUUAUAUUGAGCUGGGCUUGGGCUCUUUUCAGGGUUUUGUUGUCGCUCUUCUAUAUUGCUUCUCAAAUGCAGAGGUUCAAAGUGAACUGAAGAAACAACUGUGCAAAUGGCAGUAUCAAGAAUACCUGAACUUCAUACACAAACACGGGACUGUGUCCAGAGAAAACAGUCCAGUCAACUAUGUCACUCAGUUAUCACUGCUUGAAAAAAUCAGUCCAAAAAGGAAAACAUCUGUGUACCAGAAUGGUGUAACUUCUGUCUGAGUUUUUCUAGCAGGAUGGGUUGCUGUGAUGUUGUAACAAACUACCUAGGAGAUGGACAGCUUGGAUCCUUUAUGGCUUUCCAUAGUGCCAAGAGCUUUCUGUGGAUUUCUUGUCCUGAAUAUGAGCUGCUUUUACCACUGGUACAGAUCAGUAUCACAACACUGGUUCUCUAUCUCUCUUUAAGAAUAUAAAAUCCACUUGUUUUGUCAUUAAAUGCUUAAGCUAAUGUGAAUCAACAAGUUAACACCCCCCCACCCCCCCCAAAAAAAAAAGUAAAUACAUUAAUUCCUUUCAGACCCAACAUGUUUGUCAUGUCUUAGUUAAUGUUGCUGGAGUUUUCAAUAGCACUAUUCCUGAUCUUCAUCUGAAACAGUUAUGUGGUGGCAAAGGUUUGCCAUACUGAUUAGUGAUGUUUUACUAGCUCUUUUGAGACCAAUUUAAUGAGACCAACUUCAGCCAAAUUAAUAGAAAUUACGUGCAGAAACUUGCUAAGGACCUACCUAUGGAUCAGCAAUCUCCUUUAAAAGGAAUCUCAAGGUGUCUCAAGAGUGACACAAAGAAAAGAAUGAGUUAUGAUAUCUGCUUGGGUUUUUUCUUUCAUGCCUGUUUAACAGAGAGAUUAAAUUAGGCCAGAGGACCCCAAGCCCUUUCUUGACCAUGGGAAAACAUAGAGUAGCUGGACAUUAGGUAGAUUUUGUGCAUACGAAGGAAGAACAUAGAGCAAAUCAAAUGCAGUAUGUCAUUUGGGCUACCUUGAGCUCAGAAUAACUUGCAGACCUAGUCUUAGUGCCUGGAUGCUGGUGUCUGUGAAUCUGGAACAGACCUUCUACCACCAUAACCUUGACGAUUGUCUGGAUCCAUCAAUUAAAUACACAAUUAAACUGUGGUUUUGUGCAUUUUUUGGGACCUCCCUUUGAGAACUAAUCUGCUGUGAUUGUUGUGAUUCUCAGUCCUGCCUAUCAUUUCUCAGGUCACUAUCACCCCACUUAAUGAUGCUUUCAGGAGUCAGAAUUAUCAACACAGCAGUGUGGUCUAGUGAAGCAAAGUAUGGUCUAGUAAAACAUAAUGAGACAAUGUUGUGCUUACAUCACUUCUUUGGGUGACCUUCCUCUUUCUUCAGGGAUGAGCUGGACUCUACCUCAGACUCUCCAAAAGUAAAGAAAGGGCAUAUAAAGCAUACUAGACACAGCUAUAGUUCCUUUCAAGAUAGGACCAUUCCCAGGAGAACCUGCAUUCAGGCUUGAAAGCACUGCUAGAGACCAUGGCCAUUGAAGUACAUGAUGGGUUUCUGUGAAGAGCAAUAUCUGUUUAGCUUUAAAAAGCAGUGCUCCAGUACCUCAUUUUGGUUUACUUUUGGUUAAUUAUUUAGGCCAGGAGAUAUUUGGCUUUGUGGAAACCUCUGUUGAUUUUAAGUGCUUUAUCUCUAGUUCCAUUAUCACAGCAGAGAUGAAUUUUCCAGAUUUUUAUAAAUAUGAUUCAGAUCAGUCCUUUAUUAAUUAGGCAUUUAACCCAUCUGUUCCAAUGAAUCAAAUGUCCUCUAAAAGCUGUCAUUUUGUCUAUUCUGACCUCCUUAACAGUUUUCCUUGUAAAAGUAAUCUUUGCUCCUGUGUUGUUUAAGUAUGCUGCCUAGCAUAG
Molecule: messenger RNA, 2976 nt
Organism: Tyto alba (common barn owl)
Lineage: Eukaryota; Metazoa; Chordata; Aves; Strigiformes; Tytonidae
Product: vasoactive intestinal polypeptide receptor 1
Exons: 13
Coding region: 22-1341 (439 amino acids)
Biological process (GO): cell surface receptor signaling pathway; adenylate cyclase-modulating G protein-coupled receptor signaling pathway
Cellular component (GO): plasma membrane
Molecular function (GO): peptide hormone binding; vasoactive intestinal polypeptide receptor activity; G protein-coupled peptide receptor activity
Source: RefSeq, a predicted model, not a curated record